CUCUCUCUCUCCGCAAGACGAAAGCUCAUCUCUCUCUGAGACGAAAUCUCUUCUCUCUCUCUCUUUCUUAUGCCUUAAAAGACUCAUCUGGGACUUGAACUUUGUCCUUUAUUGAUCGUGGUCUCUUUAAUUUGGGGUUUCGUUGAUCUCCGAGGCUGGGUCUCCCUCUUUGCUGUAUUGGAAUAUACCUGGGCAUAUAAGAAUCGUCGAGUUCCAAGCUGUGAAAAUGGCGAGUUCAGGGCUUGUGGCCAGAGAAGGAAUCCCAUUUCCCCAUGUUGUCUCUGACCCUAAUUCAGGAGAGAGUUCAAGAUCACGUGGGGCCCUCAUCGAAAAGAAAAUUGAAUUUCUUGAAAGUUUUUCCAAUAAGAUUAGCAACCGAAGAUCGCGCAGAUGGCUGAAUGAUCACUUAUUGAUUGAGCUUGUUCCUCCAUUGAGUGCAGAUGAAAUUAGGGGUCUCUUUGCCCCACCUCCAUGGGGUGAGGGUACAACAUCAUCACCAUUUUGCAUGAGCAACAUGGGCGACUGGGAUUCAUUUAGAAAUAUUGACAUGGAUAAAGAGGCAAGUCUGGUAAAGUCUAUGGAAAACUCUGCAACAGAGAGGAAACAACAUAAUGUUAGUGAUAGGAUGGCUGCGUUGAGAGCUUGGCAACGAGUCGAUCAUCGGACCAGAGAUGCACUGAGGCAUAGCUUUCUUUCUAAUCUCAUCGACAGUUAUGAGGAGCGCAUAAGGACGUAUGUGAAGGAGGGUGGAGAUGGAGAGGUACUUGUGCUACAGGUCGAAGACCCAUUUCAUCGACUAUUACUCCAUGGAAUAUGCGAGUUUUACGACUUGGUCUCUGUGACAGUCGACAAUUUUACGGGCACUAGGAAGGAAGCUAAACCCAGUAAGGUGACACACAUUAGGAAAAAGAAAUUGGGAUCUCGAGAAGUUCCACAUACAAAGCUGGCUGAAUUUUUAAGAUCAGCUAAAAAUGGAGCCAAUAAUUGUUCACCUCUUGUGGGUUGCAGUUGAUCAUCAUCUCAACCUCUUGUACAGUGUUUAAUCUUUGAAAUAAGCAUUUCUCAACAGGUUGGUGGCCAACAUUCUCCUUUCUAUGAAUUGUACAAAUGGACUUCCAAUAGGAAUGCUUGCUUUCCUUAACAUGGCAAGGAAGGAAAAAUAAUUGCUUUAUAUUCUCUAUUCAAUGUUUCAUGGAUAAUAUGAAGUUUCUGAAAAUUACCCAAAGGGAUUGCCUGUGUACUAUAAAUUAUGGAUUUCUUCUAACCAAUAUGUUACAGAUUUAUGCUUUAA
Messenger RNA from Amborella trichopoda, 1291 nucleotides. Its product is annotated as R3H domain protein. Lineage: Eukaryota; Viridiplantae; Streptophyta; Magnoliopsida; Amborellales; Amborellaceae. The record is from RefSeq and is a predicted model, not a curated record. Gene Ontology annotation, molecular function: nucleic acid binding.